Penaeus vannamei (Pacific white shrimp) is the source of this 4949-nucleotide messenger RNA. The record is from RefSeq and is a predicted model, not a curated record. NCBI's taxonomy places the organism in Eukaryota, Metazoa, Arthropoda, Malacostraca, Decapoda, Penaeidae.
GCGACUUCAGAGACAGCGAGCGUGAAACUGUUGUUCAGCAUGUGCGACUGGCUCAUGGCCGAGGAGGACCUGUUUCCUUGCUCCAUGCUGUUCAUCGGUGUGAUGUGUGUGGUUAUGCUGCUGGAACCAAGAGGGCUGUUCAGCUGCACAUUGACAGCAGUCACGGAGGCCAAGGUGGCAUCACCAGCCGCUGCGAGGGACAGACCCCAGACUCAAAGGAUAACUCAGGGGAUUCGGAAAACAUGGAGUACAAUGAGAGCACGCGAAUGUUCCAGUGCCGUCAGUGUCCUUUCUCCAGCAAGAAACGCAGCGAGAUGAGGUCGCAUGUGGUUUACCAUUCCUCACGGCCAGACUGCAUCUUCAAGUGCAUGUUCUGCCCUUUCUAUGUUCCCACUAAAGGUGAGCUCUUUGAGCACUUGAAUGUUCACGGAAUGGAAGUGCCAGCCUCUGUGCUCGAAGCUGCCAGCAAAGUAUCCAGCACUCCUGCACCAGUGCCUCAAGAGGAACCUGGAAGUGGAUCUCGGAACCUUGCCUGUGACAGCUGUCCCUUUGAGACCAGGAGUCGUGCGAAACUGAUGCAUCACCGCCAGUUCCAUAAGCCCAAAGGUCUACCUUUCCGUUGUCCUCACUGCACCUACAAUGUAACACGUCGCCACCUCUUAUCCCAGCACAUCCGUGUGCAUGGAAUGGAUCCGGUGUUGGAUGACAGCAUCGAGGUGAGCAGCGUUAAUGACAAUAAUCAGGCAGACGACAGGUCCAAUUCUCCUUCUCCAUCUCUUACCAUCACACCCGUCAACAAUGUGGCAGCAAGUGGCAAUACAGGCGAUGAUAACACAGUCACAGACUCCUCCUUGCUUCCCAAGUUGACAGACCAGAGUACCAUGGUUUUAGAUGACAUACCACUUGUUUGGGUGUCUAGAGAUAAUCGUUUCUUUAAAAUGUUCAAAUGCAGGCAUUGCCCACAUGUCAAUUUACGUAAAACAAAUAUACAAGAGCAUGAGAAAAUGCACAAAACUGACUCAGCAAGAGAAAGCGGUGGCUUACAUUGUCCAUAUUGCUCUUACGUUAGUGUUAAUGCCGGUGUUAUGUCAGCACAUAUGAAGGUACAUGCUGGCUCCAUGGGACAGUGCCAUGCCAUUGUUGACCCAUCCCUCUCAGAUGAAGACCAGUUGAGACAGCUCACAACAAGAGCAAGUACAAGUCGCCCAGAGACUCCGCAAACCCCAGAGAUACCAGGGAUUAGUGCAGCGCCCGCAAGAAAAGCAGAUGAGAAGGUGAUUUACUACUGCCAACAGUGCCCUGCUAGAUUCUUCUUUGAGAAGGAGAUUCAGAUUCACACCCGGUUCCACACAACGAGCCUGCCUCAUAAGUGUGAUCACUGUAACUACGGUGCACGACAGCAGGCUCACCUCCUCGCACAUCUCAAGGUGCACACACCUGAGUACCAGCAACGUACUCGCACCAUGAUGGGUCAGCACCGAACUGCUACCACUCAUCCUCCGGUUCCUGGGCUAACGAUCCCCCACGAAACAUCUGUGGAGACUUCUGGUGACAGCCAUGAGUCGGCCAACAACUCUCGGCCAUUCACAGCAUCCCCACCUCCUACCUCCGUUCCACAGCCUCCCCCUACAAGCAAGUACAUGUGUGAUGAGUGUCCAGCAUCAUUCUCCAAGCUGUUGACCUUACAGUACCAUCAGUCUCUCCAUGGAGCCAACAACCCCCACAAGUGCCAGCGAUGUUCAUAUGCAGGCAAGACAGAAGAAAAUCUCCAACAACACCACCUCUUACACAGUCAGUAUGAUGAGACCAUACAAGCAGAAAAAGCAUCCAAAGAACCACCACCUCCUCCUACCCCACCUCCUCCUCCUCCUCCUCCUCCUGAUCCUGCUCCUUCUCCUAAACCUGCACCUGUCCCUGUCUCAACUCCGAGUGAAACCCCAGCUCCCAAAGCCCCAGAGAGAGAAAAGCCAGCACCCCCAGAAGAGCCUUCCAAGAAGAGCACUGAGAGGGACUACUCAUAUCAUCCACCAAUCAAACUGAAGCUCAUUGGCCUGAGACCAAUUGCUUCAGAAAGUGGUGGGCGGCCUCAGUUCAAGUAUUACGUUGAAGAACAGAUUCCUCUGUCUGGCGUGGACUUGCUGAGACGGAAAACACAGCUGGAGAAGGAAGGGCAGGAUAAAAUCACCAAUAAUGAAUCAGGAAGUAGCAAGGGGUACAGCGGGAAGAGCAAGUCAUCGAAAGAGAAAGAGGAUGUGGAAGAGGAUGACCCCAAGAGGGUAGGUGACCCGAAAUUGUACUACCCAAUGCACAUAGACAAGGUCACAGGGAAAUCACGGGAAAAGAGGUACAAGUGUAACAAGUGCCCUUCAGCAUUUGAGAAGACAGAGCAGUACCAUGUUCACUCCAAUCUCCAUGGUUCGAAUCACAAGUACAGGUGCCGCAUAUGUGAUUACUCAGUGAAAUUCUACGCCAAUUUCAUGAUGCACAUUAACCGCCACAAAUACCACGAGCGGAUGCUCUCCCAGAAUGGUGAGGGCCCUCCACCCGAGGACAUUGACCCCAAGUAUGAGCCCAUCAUCAGCUCUAAUGAAAACAACAUCCAGGGAGAAAAACCGAGCAAGAGCAGGGGGGAAGAGUCCAACAAAGAGAAUCUGGAUGAUGUUGACCUAACCACUUCAGAGCGCCAGCACCUCCUUUUACAGAACAAGAAGGGGGUGAAGGAGCCAACCAACAAAGAAGAUGAGAAGGAGAGGAGAGUCUAUUACUGCCAGUAUUGUCCUUACGCUAAUGUCAGACGCGACGCAGUGGAUAGCCACAGUUUGCGUCACCAAGCCAAUGGUGGGUAUGGUGUCUACAAGUGCACUUUCUGUGACUACACAGCCUCGCAGCCCAACUUCAUCCGUGAGCAUACCAAGGUCCAUUUCCGUCCCUUCAAGUAUGUUCAUCCUGAGGGAUUCAUGCGCCAUGACCGUCAGGAGAUCCUAAGUGCCCCCAUUGUACCGCCAGGAUCCAAAGCAAUCGACGGUCCCAAGUUGCAGGACAGUAAGAACGCAAGCAAUGUUGAGGACAGGUACCUUAUUUUCUCCCAUGACACUGGCGUGUACAAGCCACCCAUUAUCAGUAACCCAGGGGAGGAAGAGGAGCCCGACUCUCACAUCGCCAGUGGAAUCCAGGUCAACUUCCGUUCGGGCGACAUCGUGGAAGCGCCCAACGACUUCGUGAUUUCCCUCCGGCCCGGCGCCAAGAUCCGCAGCGGACCAGGGAUGAUGGAGUCCAGCGACCCUUUCGCUACGGACGGACUGGACUCGGCAGCCUCCAGUGUACAGGGCGAGAGUACUCUGUGUAGCGCCGACAUCAUCUCCAAGUCUCUCCCAGACGAGCCGCUACCGGAGAACGAGGGUGCGAGCGAGGACAAGACGGAGAGUAUGGAUGUAGACCCACACGAAGACCCCACAGAAGGAAAGAGCCAGGUGCAGCAGGAGCCCCUCGAGGACGACCAGGAAACCAGGCUGACCAACGGCCACGUCCAUAUGGAGGUAGGAGAAGGGUCCAAGGAGGCCACCGACAAUGAGGAAGAGAAUGCGAAAAUGGAAGUGGUGGCAAAGGGAGAGGACCUCGUGCCGGCCCAAGAAGGGAGCUCGGCGGACCAGCUCCCCUUGGCCAAGAGAGCGGCCGCGCAACCAGAGCCUUUAGUCAGUUCUUAGUGAACAUAUCAUUUGUAUCGGCAGUUAAAACAAUAUAUAUAUUUUUGUGAUUCGGGCUGUGAUUAGAGAGAGAAAGAAAAAAUGUGUACGGCCAUUUGUACUGGAAAAAAACGAUAGUUCGUUGGAGUGUAGCACUUACAUUAUUGUAAUUAAGUAAUUUAUUCACGACAGAAUAUACUUCCUGGCAUUAUUUAUAUAGCUUUUUAGUAUAGGAGGGCAUCAGUCACUCUAACUGCCACGUUCAGGUUUUAACAGACCAAAGACUUGGAUCGGCAUACAACUUUUUAUCAACUGUAUCAAAGUUAAAAAGAAGCGAAAAAAAAAAUAGAAAAGAAAGAAAACUUUCUUUUUUUGCCUUUACCAAGCAUUUUACGUGACUUUUGUAUGCUCAUGUAUGAUGUGUAAUAGUCCAAGCAAGAAGUGUGAUUCUUUGUAUAUGUAUACACCUAUCAUGUAUCUAAUGUAAUUAUGUUGCUGGUCAUGUUGCCGUAUGUUGGGAGGUCGGAUGAACGCAUAGCGCGUGCCGCAUGUCUCUGUGAUGUGGACGAGAGACGGGCAAAGACACGAAGACGGACAAAUAGUCACAGACAGACAGACAGACAGAAAAAAUGAUUGCCUGCGAAGGAAGGAGAGAAAGAGAGAGAGAGAGAAUAAAUGAAUGAAUGAUAAAAUGUUUGAAUAUACGGGAGAUGCUAAUUGACAUAACGAAGAUAAGAGUGGAUACAUUUUCCUGUGAAAUGCGUGUGCGUGUGUGUGUUUGUAGACCAACAGACAAAAAAGAGUGGGUCAUUGCUGAACAGACAAAAGGGAACAGCAAAAGCAUCCUCAGAUUUCAAAGAAUGUCGAAUCUGAUUAUCAGCAGUUCAGGUUUGUACCAGGUAACGAAAGCGAAGACAAAGAAGGACUAGAUUUUUUAUUUGGUAUUUAAACAUUUAUCUUAAAUUAAAAUAUUAAUUUCUCUAUCGGCAACAGCAAUAAUAUGUUACAGUGAAUAAAAUUGUAUUCACCAACAGCAAACCCAUUGUCCAUUUUUGUGCUGCCAUUUCAAAGUGUUUUGUUUUUAUUUGUCUUUUUUUAUUUAUUUUUAGAGGUCUUGGUGAACUGAGGUUAGAUUAAAGAACGAGAUUUUUGUAAAGAGAAAGUCUCCAAAUUUACCAUCCCUUUGUUGUGAGCACCGCUAUCUGCGUUCGUCUACGUGUGGGCGGGAUUUUGUAAUCUAUUUUCACAAGAAUUUUAUGCUAAGAA